This is a messenger RNA of Mustela erminea (ermine), 839 nucleotides long. RefSeq names its product glutathione S-transferase A4-like. Gene Ontology annotation, biological process: glutathione metabolic process; xenobiotic metabolic process. NCBI's taxonomy places the organism in Eukaryota, Metazoa, Chordata, Mammalia, Carnivora, Mustelidae. Gene Ontology annotation, molecular function: glutathione transferase activity. Bases 56 to 724 code for a protein of 222 amino acids. The record is from RefSeq and is a predicted model, not a curated record. The transcript has 7 exons.
GAGGCACCCUGAGAGGAGAGCCGGGAAGAGAGAAGAAAACCCCAAGCCCAGAGUCAUGGCAACCAAACCCAAGCUCUUCUACUUCUGCGGCAGGGGCCGGAUGGAGUCGAUCCGCUGGCUGUUGGCUGCAGCUGGAGUGGAGUUUGAAGAAGAAUUUAUUGAAACAACAGAACAAUAUGAGAAGUUGCUGAAAGAUGGACGCCUGCUUUUCGGCCAAGUGCCUAUGGUUGAAAUUGAUGGAAUGGUGCUCACGCAGACCAGAGCCAUCCUCAGCUACCUUGCCGCCAAGUACGACUUGUAUGGAAAAGACCUGAAGGAGACAGUCAGGAUCAACAUGUACACGGAUGGCACCCUGGACCUCAUGCUAAUGAUCGCGGUGGCUGCGUUCAAACCCCCCGCGGAAAAAGAGGAGAGUCUUGCUUUAGUCGUGAAGAGAGCGAAAACUCGUUACUUCCCCGUCUUCGAGAAGAUUUUGAAAGACCAUGGAGAGGAUUUUCUUGUUGGCAACAAAUUCAGUUGGGCAGACAUACAACUGUUAGAAGCGAUUUUAAUGGUGGAAGAGCUCGAUGCUUCUGUACUUUCUGAAUUCCCGCUGCUAAAGGCAUUUAAAACAAGAAUCAGCAACAUCCCUACGAUUAAGAAGUUCCUGCAACCUGGGAGUCAGAGGAAGCCACCCCCAGAUAGCCACUAUGUGGAAGUGGUCAGAAGCGUCCUGCACUUCUAAUGGCAGCAGGUCCUACCCUGGUCAACAGCGACGACGAUCCGUCGGGUCACAGCGUCAGUACGGGCUGCCCAGUGUAGUGAAUUGUAGAAUCUAGGAGUCAAGUGUCUGAAAAGAA